AGCUGAGGCUGAGUGUUGUCUGCUUGAUUUCCCUUCCACUAGCCUACUGCGAGCUGAUUAUUUUCGCCCCUGGAUGUGGGGGUGCUUGUUCCUGUGAACUCCGGUCGGGCCGAGGCCGCUUUCUCCGCGCCUAGCUUCUUAGUCAUGCAUUUGCCUAGGUUUUUCAUGUGGUAUAGAACCUUCUCGAUUCGUGAAGAUGAAUGCACGAAUUGGACUGAGUUUGACAUUGCACCAUCUGAGCAUGUUCUCUGUAAUGUUGCAUAGAUAUUGGUAUAGCUUCAGUCUCUGAACAAUUAAGUAUUAAAAGAGUCUAUAUUGAAAAUUGUUCCACUUCCACUGAGCUGAGCUGAGACUAUACAUUGCCUCCAACUCCAAGCUCCAGCUCCACUGACUGCCUCGACUAGUAUAGCUCUACUCUAGCUCUAUUGCUAUUCAGAGACUGAAGUACAUUGUACGGCCUGUACAUCAAACAAGGGACAUUAUAUCGCAAAAGUAAAGCUACCUGUUACCAUUAAAUGGUCUGUGUGAUCUCAAUAGAGCAAGAGAUUUUUUGUAGACCACUGAACAUUUGCUUGAAAAGAUGAACCUCGGAAGGCACAAAGGAGUGAAGAUUAAAGGUGGAAGAACAUCUGCAAAGAUUAUUGAUGAUUGGGAACUAGUGGAAGUGGUUUGUGAGCCACCAAGUAAAAUACAUGAAAAACACAAAAAAGGUUCCAGAAACUCCAGAAACAGGAGAGGAGGGUAUGUAGGAGGAGUGACACCACAGCCUAACCCAGAUCAAUAUCUCCUAAAAAGUGAGGAUUGGCCCGAAUUGCCAAAAUUAGACAAUCGUGAGCUAGUAACCACAUCAAGGGAGAAAUCUGAAGCAGAAGAAGAGCCAACAAUUAUGUCUAUGGAUGGAGAGAACAUUGAGGACAGCUGGGGAGGACCGGUGGUUCCUGUGGAGGGGCCUACCACGUUGACGGAACGAGAAAACAAUAUGACUAAGGCUCCUAAUUUUGAUUUGGCUGAAUUUUUGGAAAGUCACCCAGAUUUGCCAGAAAUGGAACUUGCUGUUGUGAUGGCGAUCAAUUACUUGCAUAAACAGAAGGUGUUAUCCAAUAAGGACCAGACCGGUCUCAUGUACCACCCUGUAGGAUUGAACACUUACCAGACUCCAGCAUCAGAGGGUAGCUUCUUAUAUCCCCCCAUCCCUCUCUACAGUAUCCUGGCAAAGAUCUUAGAUCAAUGGAUGCUUCGAGGAGCAUGUUAUGCCAAGGAUCUGAUAACAUAUGAACAUCUAGAUGAAGGGGAUGGCAUUGAUAAAAGAAAAAUAGUGCUGGACAAUGCGACAUGUCACAUGAUAGGAAUCGGAGGAUCAUGGGAAGGGUCGGAGGAUGACGAGAAGAAACACAAGAUUAGCCAGUUGUUUAGGGACAUUGGAAAGAGAGGUCUACUGGACUUGCUUGGUGUGAGGAGGACAGUGGGGACAGAAGAUACCUUCCCACCAACCAGAGACAUCCUGCAAACAAGUUUCAGGGAACUAAAUAAGGCAAGUAGUCAGCUUACAGUUGGAGCGAGGGCACUAGAGAAACAUUGCCAUCGAGAUCAGUCCAAUAACUGGUGGGGAAGACCAAAAGGAAAUGAUCAAUCCAAGAAUGAAAAUGCAGAGCGUGUGCUCAAUAAGAUCCUCAAUGAGGUUGGAUGGCUUAAUAUUCAUCAGCUGCCGCAUGCCCUGCCGAUUUUGGAGGUACGGAACACUGAUGGCUACGGGGCCCGCUGGUCACCCGAUGGCAAGGAGUUCAGAGGCUUCUUAGAGCCGCCCAUGAUCGCCGGCUGGGAAACGGGCUAUAAGCAUUAGACAACUCUUCAAAAUCAGGAGGUUUCUUGCAUUUUUGUGUGAACUAUUUUAUAUGUUACUGGUUUACAUAGCAAAUCAGGAAUGAAUAUAGAGGUGUCUUGGUCUAGUGGAUACGUCACCAGGCUGUGGAUUGAAAUGGUUCACAAAGAUCCUAAGUAUAACUUAACUCUAAGUUGGACUUAAAAGUUAUGGAGAGCCAUUUGUAGCCUUCAAAUGAAAUAUAUUUAAAAGCGAAUUAUCAAGUAUUUUAGACUUGUUAUAUAUUCCACAUCAAGAAUACAUUCCUUGAAAUGCUCGAGCGCCAUUAAGGCAGCCAUUGUAAAAACCAGGGUAAUAAUUGUAGAGCGCCAGAAAUGUCAAAUGUAACAGACAUGAGCCUAUACAAGAACCCACUGUUAUGAGGAUGGGAGAAGGGCUGUAAAAGCAUGAGGGCUCUUUGAAAUCAUAUGGAUUUAAUAUUCAAGUAUUAAAUUUCAUUGUACUAGGCCUCAUAGCAAAGCAAUAAUAUAAGAUUAUCAGAUAUGCAAGAGGCUAGAAGCAUUGACACUCAUUGUAAUCAUGCCAAUUUGUGCAAGCUUUUUUUUAACUAUUCAGACUAUAUUUACUGACCUACAUAGAUAUAGUAACGCAAUUAUAUAUGAGCCUGAGGAUUAUGGGGAAUAAGCAUUGAUAAGUUAUGCAUAAUAUCAUGCCGUUUUAUGGAAGAUUUUGUAAACUAUUUUACGAUGUUACUGGUCUACAUAACAAAAGCUAUGCAAUGAUAUUGCUUACUGAUUAUAUAUGAUAUAAUAUAUAUACAUAGGUAUGUUAUAUAUGAUAGUUAUGAUAUAUGAUUACGCUCUACUGCUAUAUAAGCGGCAUAUUUACUUAUUAUACCAAUAUUUCUUUUUAAAGAAUAAUUAUAGACAUUUUAUAAUCGAAAAGCAAUGUUAUUGCAACUAGGAUUACCUUCAAUUACCAAUUAGAUCAAAAUGUUAUUGUAUGUUUAUUUAAAGAGAGGUUGUCUGGUGAUCUUAAACAUGCAUUUUGUCAUGGUCAACACUUUACCCCAGCAAAAAUGCCAAUGACCAAUCCAAAAGAGAUUACCGAUUGUUUUGAGUACUUUCCUAAUUUUUUUCUUCUGCCAACUAAGUUGUUUGACGCUAUUCACUUUUCUGUUUUGUGAAUUUCUGAUUCGAAUCGACUAUUUGUUUAAAUAUAAUACAUGAAUAUAAUACAUGAAUAUAAUACAUGGAGAAUUCAGCUUUUAAGCUGAUGAUGCGAUUUCACUCUCCCUUCUACAUAAGAACAGUAAUAAUGGGAUGUAUGUUCGAUUUUCUCUCCGCCUGACCUGUAGGCAUAUGAAAAGGUGAACGUUUAUUGCAUUACGUUUUAAACUCAAAUCUUCCUGUGUAAUUUCCACCCUCGACAUGAAUUUCCCAUCUCUUUGUUUUGCCUCGCAGUUUAUGUCCCUGUCAAACACAGCAUGAGUUCGUAACAUCAUUGCUUGCGUUCAAGCUUGUAAAUAAAAAAAUACAACAGCCUCCUUUUUCCGAUUUACACCUCAGAAAUAGAUAUGAAACGUACUUUGGUUCAUAAGUCGCGCUAACACUUUUUCAAAGUUCCAAGAAAAUAUUUUCGGGAAAAUUAAGCUCAAGAGUUGUUGUUUGUUUGUUCAUCUUUAUUCAAGAAAGUAUACAUGUAACAUAAUAAUAAAGAUGUGACAUAAAACCCAGGACAGAGAUUUGUAUUACAUUAAAUGCAUCUCAUGCAGGGUUGAACAAUUACAAUACACAAAAACAAAACGGAAAAGAGAACAUUAUAACGUCAGUGUUUUAAAUGAAAACAUUAAUAAUUCCUAACAAAAUAACAAACACUAAUUGGUCUGCAAUAUACCUGCAUACGAAGAGCACAAUACAAACUCACAAGAAGUAUCACACAAAACAGGAUGAGGGGCAGCCUGCUGACAAAAUUUGCAAAUUUGCAGUGGUAUCCUGGAACCGUGUCAGUGGCGCCGUAUCCUCUUAAUAACCUAUCUCUAUCCUCUUAAUAACCUAUCUCACAAGAAAGCAAUCAAUCAAUCAAUCAAUCAAUCAAUCAAUCAACGUUAAAUUUUAUAUAUUAAUUUUUAUGAAGAGGGCCGAGAUAUCAUGAAACUGUAAUUAUUCAGAAGACUCUAGUGUGAACACGGUGUUUGAACGUUCCCAGUCGUUUUGUCUCAACAGAACGCAACAAGAGUAGGUGAUAAUGGGAGAGGUCGUAUCAAUUGAAAGGUCAUGUGCAUCCAGUUCCAGGUCAAAAGGUCAUACACGUCACCUGAUAGAUGCGCGGUUUUCCCAGCCCUUCAUCGAAAUGUGUUCUAUGUUUCCAAAGGAAUGUGCAAUAUUGAUGCCAGAGCUAAACUUAAGGAAAAUUGUGUCCGAGAGAUAAAUAGACAAAGAAAAUUACAAAAAUAAAGUCUUUCAUACUACUGUAAAGACGAUAGAAAGUGCCCCUGUAUUAUGAAUUUCAUCCCAUAGUAAGCCCCCGCCCCUACGUUCGGGGGAGGGGGGCGGCCUGGUGGCAGGCAGUGAGGAUAGUUCCCAUAUUAACUGUCAGAGUCUAAACCUAAACAAGAGCCGUACUACUUUUGUUUGUAUUUCAAAUACGUUGAAAGUUGUAAACAAAAUUAAACAGUGGCCCUCAGGAACAUGACUGCCUGAUUGUUAUUUUGAUGACUCUGAGUUAAUAUCAUGUGAAAAGUGACGUUUGUGAUACUGACUGAAAUACGUUCUGGUGUCUGAUAUACACGUGCUUUAUAUCGUUAAGCAAUCUUUCACUUUCUACUUUUAUAAUGCAAAUAAUAUUUAUAUAAUAAUAGGUUAGUUCCUCCCAUCAAAUUGUGAAACUAAUUUAUAUUUAUAUAACGUUUAGUGAGUUUUUUUUAUUUGUUAGAUCUAAAUCUGUUUUCUUGUGUUUUAUUGUUUCUAUAGAAUUUGUAUUGCAAAAUUGUUUGUUGUGUUAUAUCUGCCAGAUUUCUUAGUACAAAGCUUUUCUUUCUUUAAUCGUUUUAUCACAAAUUAACUCUUUGAAGACCAGUUUAGAUAUAUAUAAACCGUGCCAUGUAAACAAGUAUCACUUUGGAAGAGCUUGUAUGCAAGCUGCACAUACAUAUAUUAAAGUGGUGUAUUUCCCUAUUAUUGUGUGCGUCAGAAGUUAUAGAUGUUUAUAUAUUUUGCUUUAGUUGUUUAUUCUAAAGAUUUAAAAUACAAUUUAAGUUAAAUUGUCGUCAUAUUAUUGAUGUCAUUCUGCACACCAGAAGUGCCAGACUUUUUUGGUGUCAGUCAUGAGAUUUUCGAUGAUAUUUUGUUUUUGUUUCAUUCCAGGCGAUCUGAUGUUAUAGGCCUGAAAUGUAACGACGUGAUAAGCUAUUAUCCAUUUUUACAUUUCAUGUAUAAGUUGCAAUAUCUUGUAUAAAAGAUUGUAUAUUUUUAGAUUCUAGAACAAUUUUAUCGAUGCAAUUAUAAUCAAAAUUUUACAUGAA
Strongylocentrotus purpuratus (purple sea urchin) is the source of this 5342-nucleotide messenger RNA. RefSeq lists its product as uncharacterized. The transcript is spliced from 14 exons. The record is from RefSeq and is a predicted model, not a curated record. Lineage: Eukaryota; Metazoa; Echinodermata; Echinoidea; Camarodonta; Strongylocentrotidae. The coding region runs from base 581 to 1840 and encodes 419 amino acids.